This is a messenger RNA of Protobothrops mucrosquamatus (brown spotted pit viper), 465 nucleotides long. Its product is annotated as caprin-1-like. The annotation marks the transcript as partial. Gene Ontology annotation, molecular function: RNA binding. The transcript is spliced from 2 exons. NCBI's taxonomy places the organism in Eukaryota, Metazoa, Chordata, Lepidosauria, Squamata, Viperidae. The record is from RefSeq and is a predicted model, not a curated record. Gene Ontology annotation, cellular component: cytoplasm.
AUUCAAAAAACAAUAAAGAAGACAGCCCGACGGGAACAACUAAUGAGAGAAGAAGCUGAACAAAAACAUUUAAAGACAGUACUUGAAUUGCAGUAUAUUUUGGACAAAUUGGGUGAUGAUGAAGUGCGCAGUGACCUAAAACAAGGAACAAAUGGGGUAUCUAUAUUAACAGAAGCAGAACUAUCCACACUUGACGAGUUUUACAAGCUGGUUGAACCCGAACGUGAUAUGAACAUAAGGUUGAAUGAACAAUAUGAACAGGCAUCCAUUCAUUUGUGGGAUCUGUUGGAAGGGAAGGAAAAACCUGUAUGCGGGACAACAUGCAAGUAUUUUUAUUCUUAUGAUUUUCAAAUGAUAACAUUUAGAAUAUUUAGGUUGAUUCUUUAUAAUUUGCAGUACCUGUGGUUUUAUGGUAAUACCAAAAAAGGAGACAUAACACUGCAAAUUCUCAUACAAUACCCUUAA